Molecule: messenger RNA, 8518 nt
Organism: Protopterus annectens (West African lungfish)
Lineage: Eukaryota; Metazoa; Chordata; Ceratodontiformes; Protopteridae
Gene: GREB1L
Product: GREB1 like retinoic acid receptor coactivator
Exons: 37
Coding region: 312-6494 (2060 amino acids)
Biological process (GO): multicellular organism development; kidney development
Source: RefSeq, a predicted model, not a curated record
GAAACUUGAAUGUACGACCAUCUGUCCUGAGGAGGCGGAGUUCUAAACUUGCCUUUUGUUUCCCCAAGAACAAUUAAGUAACCUUGCUGCAGAUAAGAAUGGUGCUGGUGACAUUGCCCUGAAUCCGCACAGUUUAUUGACCAUCUUGAAUUGCUGUUUAGUAUUUAAAGGCUGGAAUCUUUGAGGAGCUGAAGAGCUACAGAUGGAAGGACAUUGUUUCAGAAGGUAUUCCCUUUGCAGAGCUUGAAAGAAUCAUUUAAUCAUGAAAUUAUUUCAAGAAGGCUGACAGGACAACAGUGGAAUAAAAGACCAUGGGAAAUUCAUAUGCUGGUCAACUGAAAUCUGCUCGUUUUGAGGAAGCGCUCCAUAAUUCAAUUGAAGCGUCUCUACGAUGUGACAGCACUGUGCCACGACCAAUCUUCUCUCAGUUGUACCUAGACCCUGAUCAGCCAUUGUUGUCUCCUGCAGAAGCAUAUCCUCCACAUCAUGCAGACUUGGACUUCCCUGUCCCUCCCACUCUUGAAACUGCUUGCACUACCAACGCUUCUACCAACACUACUAUUCCAGAUGUGAAGCCGAAGGCUGAAGACUUGGAUAAGCAGUUGGUGCAUCGAUAUGUUCCAAAUGGUGGCUUUGAACUUGCUAAUGGACAGGCUUCACAUGAAAUGGAGAAUGAAGAUGAUGAUGAUGACAUAUCUGAUUCUAGCAGUCCACCAAUGCCGUACAUACAGAGGCCAGUUCCAGAAGGUUGCUGCACUACAGAUGGUUUCUGUCAGGCUGGUAAAGACCUGCGGUUAUUGUCUGUAUGCAUGGAACAAGUAGAGGUCCCAGAAGGGUUUCUGUUGGUAGGAGCCAAGACCCCAAGUCUGCCAGAGCACAUUUUGGUCUGUGCUGUAGAUAAACGGUUCCUGCCAGACGACAAUGGGAAAGUUGCACUUUUAGGGUUUUCAGGCAAUUGCAUAGGCUGUGGAGAAAAGGGCUUUCGUUAUUUCACUGAAUUUUCAAACCAUAUCAACUUGAAACUCACCACCCAGCCAAAAAAGCAGAAGCACUUAAAGUAUUACCUGGUAAAGAACUCCCAGGGAGUACUAUCCAAGGGACCCUUAAUCUGUUGGAAAGAAUGUAGAAGUCGACAAUCAGGUAGCUGUUUCCCAUCGACUAAGUCUGGUUUGUCAGCAUCACCAGCAAAGGCACCAGAAAACACCAUUUCUGAUGGUCAUACUACAGAUUGCUCUCAGACAGCAGAUUCAUCUUUAAGUCCACCAAGAGCUACAUCUGCCGUGUCGUUAAGUACAAACCCAGAUCAGUCCAAAAACAAGAAUGUGACCAGACCAGUGGCUUUGUCAGUGCAGCCUCUAGAGAAGACUUUGACAGUGACGGGUGUCUGUGGAAAUGGGCCAGUUUCCAGUUCAGUGCGCUUCAAUGGUACUGUGAAUGGUGGUAGCAGUGGAACAAAAAGCAUUACCUUAAGCUCAACUGUGGCAUGUCCUUUGCCUCAUGCAACUUCUCCUGGACCAGGAAGUACAGCUGGAGACCAAGCAUGCCUAUCAGCCUCUGGACCACCAAAAAAGCGUCACCGGGUUUGGUCACCUGGCCCCUCUGUUCCAGUAGUCAGGCCUAUUGUAAGACCUGAUCCUCUGAUUCCUGUCUGUGUCUCACAGCCUUCACUGACUGGAGUUCUGCAUCCUCAAGCUGUACCGGCAGGAGAGACUGUAAUUGUUCCUGAGAAUCUGUUGAAUAAUUCUGGAGUAAGGCCAGUUAUUCUCAUAGGUUAUGGCACUUUACCUUAUUUCUAUGGGAAUGUCGGUGAUAUUGUUGUAAGUCCAUUGCUGCUAAACUGUUACAAGACUGCACAACUCGAGAACAAAGAUAAUGAACAGGUGGGAAUGCCUGUAAGUCCAUUCCUGAGUGUGGAGAACAUGACAAUUCUAACUAUUCAAUAUCUUGUACGACUAGGUGUAGACCAGAUGCCACUACGGGAGGAAUUUGAACAAGUCAUCUUGAAGGCUAUACAGGAAGUUACCCUGAAGGAGAGGGCACUGCAGAUAAGUCCAUUGUGUACUGCUGUUUCACCUGCUCAGCUGCCUUGGCUUGCUAGAUUGACUGCAAGUGCUGCCAGAGAAUUUGUGCAUGUACUUGUAACCCAGAAUUCUUUAGCUGAAGGCAUUUCAGAGACUUUGAGAUCACUGAGUGAAAUGCAAAGCAGGCAAAGACUGCCCAACUAUGUUUUUAUUGUCUGCUCAUCAAAGAUGAGAGGCAGCGAGUUUUGUGUGAUUGUCUUAGGUCAGUACCAGUCUCGGGCAUUAGCUGAAAGCAUGCUUACAACAACUGAGUUCUUGAAGGAGAUAAGUUAUGAACUUAUCACUGGCAAAGUCAGUUUUUUAGCUUCUCAUUUUAAAGCUUCUUCCAUAGGUGAUGAUUUAGAGAAAUUGCUGGAUGGGGAACGACAGAGGCGAGGAAAUAAUGUUGUGGUGCCAUUUAAUGGUGAACUCCAUGACUCAAUAUCUGCUCAAGAGGCAGCUUCCAUGCUUCCAACACAGGUCUUAGAAAUUGAUUUGGAUAGUGAAUCUUUCCAGAUCUAUCAGGCUCAGCUUGUGGUUGCUCGGAAGCUUCUAUCCCAAGUGUGUGCUGUCGCUGACAGUGGUACACAGAGUUUGGACCUUGGCAGGUUUAGCAAGGUGGAUUUCAUCAUUCUAGUGCCCCGUUCAGAGGUCCUGGCUCAGCAGACUUUACAAAGGGUUCGGCAGUCAGGAGUUCUUGUAGACCUGGGACUUGAAGAAAGUGCAACUGCCUGUCAGAAAGCUGAGAAGUAUGUUGUAUGGAUAGACAGUGAUAUUCAAACCAAGUUUGAGGCAUUUAUGAGAAGAGUAAAGCAGAAUCCGUACACAUUGUUUGUUCUAGUUCAUGACCACGCUCAUGUGGAUUUAACAAGUGUUUCAGGUUCCUUGUCUCAUGGGGAGCCCAUUCAGGGCCUGAGUGACAGAGUUGUGAACUGCAGAGAGGUUCUUGAGGCCUUCAAUUUGAUUGUACUGGAAGUCAGUUCCUUUCCUUAUGCACUACAGACUCAGCAGUCCAGAAUUAACCCACUUAAUGAGGUGCACUUUGAAUCAUCGGAUAUUGUGGAUGAUGUAUUCUCUGAAUCCAAGAAUGUGUAUUUUGCACUGAAUGACUACUGCAAGUCUCUUCAGUGGGGAAUCACUAGCCCACUUCUGAGGUGUGAUGAGGCAUUUGAAACAAUGGUAAACACGCUGCUGGAGAGGUACCCUCGACUGCACAGUAUGGUAAUCCGCUGCUAUUUGCUGAUUCAGCAGUACUCAGAGGCUCUGAUGGCACUAACCUGUGUCCCCUCACUCAGAAAUUACACAACACCAGAAAUUUUGGCUGUCAUGGAAGACCUUAUUGGCACCCCUGGAAAAGAUAAGAAUGGCCAAGGUCACAUGCUGAUUAUUAGGGUUCCAUCUCUGCAGCUGGCAAUGUUAGCAAAAGAGAGGUUACAGGAAGUCCGUGAUAAACUUGGUUUGCAGUAUCGCUUUGAAGUCAUUCUGGGAAACCCCAAUGGAGAGCUGAAUAUUGCUAAGCACUUUGUUACCAGGAUUAAGGUUUGGAGGGGCUGUGAGUCAGAGGAGUGGAUUCCUCGUACCUAUCAAGAUCUAGAAGGACUUCCUUGUGUCAUAGUUCUUACUGGCAAAGAUCCUCUUGGAGAAACAUUUCCAAGGUCAUUGAAGCACUGUGAUUUGAGGCUGAUUGAUUCAAGCUAUUUGACGCGUACUGCCCUGGAACAAGAAGUAGGUCUUGCAUGCUGUUAUGUUACAAAAGGAGCAGUCAGGGAGUCAAUGGUGGUUCCUGACUUGAUUGACAGGGACCCUGACAAAUCCAGCACCACUGAGAAUGAAGUAGACGAAUUACAUGUUGACAUGGAGAGGCCACACAGUAACAGCAGUGUAGUGACUGGAACUUCAGGCUCUGUAACAGAAAAUGGUGUGAGCUCAUCCUGCACUGCAGACAUUUCUCAGAAACAUACUUCUUCCCUCCAUUUCCGAAACAUGGCAAACUCCAGUGACGAAUGCACUUAUUUCAAACCUUCUACUAGUGAAACCUGCAAGCAAGAAUGUGACUCAAAGGUGAAUCACCUGACAUGUAGUACUGUUCCCAAAUCAUCAUCGACAUCGUCCUCUUCCUUAUCUUCAUCAUCCUCAUCAUUAUCAGAGAACUCUCGACAACCAAGUCAGUCUACGAAAGACGGUAAACAUCCCCAUUUAGCACUGCCACGCAUUGUUAUCCUGUCAAAGGCAGCUUAUAACCUGCUUUCUCCAGAGAAGAGUGGACAGGUGCACUCUGCCUCUCUGUUGCCACACGCAGAUGUCUCUUGGGUGCAGCACUUGAGACCUCCAUUUCAGAAGGACCUGCAUAGCAGGGAGCAGUCACUUUAUUAUAGACAGUACACAGUUGCUAAACAGCACCAUGCUGAUUAUAACAAUCACAGUCAAGGAGGUGCAAGCAUUUUCCAUCCACGGAGGUUGCUUUUGACAGGACCACCUCAGGUAGGGAAGACUGGUGCAUACCUGCAGUUUCUUCGAAUUCUUUUCCGGAUGCUGAUCAGAUUAUUGGAAGUUGAUGUUUACGAUGAAGAAGAAAUUGAGAUUGAGGAUUGCACCACAGAUGAAGUAAAGGGGUCCGAGAAUGUUCAGUGGCCUGACAUCGAAACCUUCAGAAAAAUACCCUUCGAUCUCACUGUCCAUGACCCCAAGUAUCAAUACUGCAGUUCUGUGUACACAGGAAAACUGAGGAAAUGCAAGCAAGAUGCAGAUGUCAAGAAUGAAGUCACAGAUUCAGAGUUCAGUCAGUGGCCUGAGACAGAAACCUUUAGCAAAAUACCCUCUGGUCAUACAACCCCUGACCAAAAGUAUCAGCAUGCCAGUCCUGGGUGCACAUCAAGACUGGUAAAAGAUGAUUCUACAGCUGCAAAACUUGAAAGGGGAAGCAAAAGGCACACAGUGCCCAUGAUGUUGACUAAGUUUGCAGCUUAUAAUGCGUUCCAUCACUGUGAACAGUGCCACCAUUACACCGACAGCAGCUUAGCUGCAGAGUCUGUGGAGUCUAGCCUGCAUGCAUUCUCUUUCUCAUCAUCUGCACUGGGAGAAGACAUCCAGCUUCAUUUUGUCAUUCCAAAGGCCAAGGAGCACCACUUUGUUUUCAGCCAGCAAGGAAGGCACUUGGAGAGCAUGAAGCUACCUCUGCUGUCUGAUAAGAAUCUUAGUUCACCAAAGAGUCCAGUUUUUACUCCAACAACCGGACGUCAUGAACACGGGCUUCUGAAUCUUUAUCAUGCCAUGGAAGGAGCAGAUCACCUGCACAUACUGGUAGUCAAAGAGUAUGAGAUGCCACUUUACCGCAAGUAUUGGCCCAGUCACGUCAUCUUGGUUCUCCCAGGAGUAUUCAACAACAUGGGAGUAGGUGCUGCCAAGUUCCUAAUCAAGGAAUUGUCGUAUCAUAACUUGGAGCUAGAGAGAAAUCGAUUAGAGGAGAUGGGGAUUAAACGCCAGUGUGUGUGGCCCUUUGUUCUCAUCAUGGAUGAUUCUUGUGUAUUGUGGAACAUUCACACUGUUCAGGACCAGACCAGCCAGUCGGAGGAACCUAUGAUGACCUACAAGAAUAUUUCCUUGAAAAAUGUAUUGAAUCAUAUUGAAACUACACCAAAGAUCAGCUAUUAUGCUCUACUUGGCAUCCGGAAAUGGAACAGCAAAAUAAAAGCAUUCCAAGACAUAGUACCAUUUUCCAGGGGUCACAUCCAUGAUUUUUUGCUCUUAAAUGUUGACCUGACACAAAAUGUGCAGUAUGAUUUUAACAGGUAUUUCUGUGAAGAUAUUGAUUUCAGUCUAAAGAUAAACAGCAGCGGAUUGCUAAUAUGUCGCUUCAAUAACUUCAGUCUGAUGAGCAAGCAGAUCCUGGCAGGUGGACGGAAGGACUUUGUAGUCAAACCAAAGAGGAUGGAUGCUGAGAAGUUAAUGAAUCUUUCUCCAUCUCAGUAUGUGUGCGCACCAGACAGUGAAUCGAUGUUGCUUGCAGCUCCUGCUCAGUUCCUGCUAGAAAAAUUUCUCCAACACAACAGCCUUAGACUGUUUCCUAAAGCCACAAACAGUAACAGAAUUCCAGUGCUUGCUAUUGACUGUUACCUUAACAUUGGCCCAGAGGUAACUUUGUGCUACGUAAGUUCCAGGCCACAUUCAGUGAACCUAAGUCUUGAGGGAAUUGCUUUCAGUGGGCUUUUGCUGUACUUGUGCGAUUCAUUUGUAGUUGCUGACAUGCUCAAGAAGUUUAAAUUCCUAAAAGGAGCCACUCUCUGUGUUAUUUGUCAAGACAGGAGUUCAUUGCGUCAGACAAUAGUUCGUCUGGAGCUGGAAGACGAGUGGCAGUUUCGUCUCAGGGAUGAGUUUCAGACUGCUAACAGCACUGAAGACAAACCACUGUACUUUUUAACUGGACGUCAUAUCUGAUUUGGAUUCAAACUGUGAAAGACUUCUUCAAAGGAAGGAGCAUUUCUUUGAAUCAUUUGUACAAUCAGCCUGGAGCUAAUUGCAAGCAACAUUUUGAUGACUCUAGAAAUGCACAGAUCAGCGCAGGCUCUUGGGCAGAUAUUAACAUGGAGUUGAGUGGCUGUUCCACUGGUUCAGAAAAAAGAAGACCCAUUCUGUGAUGCAGAUUGACUAGUUUCUGAACUAUUCUAAGAACACCACUUGGGUAAUGAAAUGUGAAGAUAUUUACAUCUGCAAAAGAAUGGGUAUCAAAGAACAAACAGGAAAGCUUUGUCAGGUAUUUUCCUGUGUACUUGACCCGCUUUGUAAAGUUUCAGUGGAUGAAGUGACAUAUUUUCUCAAAAAGGCCAAAUUAGAUAAUUGCUGCAGAAUGAACUUUAGUGCCAUUUCAGGCUAUUUUUUUUUAUACUGGACAGCUAUUGGUGCCGAUUUUUAAAGACUUUUACACUGAGGCGUGACCCUCAAAUUCUUUGUUAGUACUGUACCUUGGUGCAGUUAAUCUCAGGGAUUUAUAUGUAAAAAAAACAGUAUAGUUGAUAUGUGAUAUUAAAAUAAGGCUUUUAUUAUUUCAUUGUGAAGUGUUAGUUUUAGAUUUGCAUUUUGUGUGUUUAUAUGCUUAUAAUACAGCUAGGCAGAUAUUGUUCUCCAGUACUAGAUGGUGUUUUUGUAGGUCUAAACAAACAGGAAAAAAAUAACAUUUUAGUCACAGGAACAGGCCAUGCUCCAUUUUUUAUACUUAUUAAAGAUAUUCGUUCAGUGUAUUGCACCUCUGUAAUUAGUGUUGUAUCAGCACUAGAAUCCAGAUGUUAACUGGUUAUGGAGACCAAUUCCUGCCAGCCCUUAAUGCCAGAACCCAAGCUACAUGAGCAGUCAGUGGCUUUAUACAUGGACACUUUAGAGUAGUUGAUUAACCUGCACGUCUGAGAGAGAAAACCAGAGUACACAGAGUAAGUCCAUGUUGAACAUAAAGAAGAGCAGGUUUUGCAGUGACGCACUGCAUUAGCUUGCAUAUGAGGAAGGCCCAUCCCCACAGUUAGGUGUCUUUUUCUCUGCAUUGGCUCAAUGUCACACUAAGUGUGCAUGUCUCAAUUCUGCACCUGUCUGAAUUUUUCAUUUGUUGUAGUGAGAGACCCCUGCAAGUAAUUCUGUUUUACCCAUUGAACAAAGUCCCAUCCUUAAUUCGUUCCUUCUAUUUCUUUCCUUUAAUUUCCAUUCUUAUUUGGAGAAAGUUUUACCCGUUCAUUCCUUCUACUUGCUUUUCUAACUCUGCCCCAUAAAGGCAAGAAUAUUUUAUGGCAUUCAGAAUUAAAGUUUGGCUGCAGGCAACAGCAGAACAAAUGCGUGUCCAUUCCUCUCUAACUGUUGCCUUGAGUAUGCCGAUGAUAGGGCAGCACACCCUUGUUUAGUGAAUGGAUUUAUGCUUGUUUUUUAUGUGCACAAUCCAUGCUUCAGACAGUAGUUAGACACCUCACUCUACAUCUGUAACUUGAGUACCAAACCUUUUUUUUUGUAUUGCACAAGUCCAGAGUUGUGUAACAAUUUAGACGUUUCUAGCACUGGCCACACCAAAGGAGGCGUACUGUUGUGCCUUUAGGGGAUUGCAUUUCGUUUUCUGCUACAACCAGUUUAAUUUUUACUUUUAUCCUUUAAAAAUUCUCCAUUUUCUCCAUUAAAAGUUUCUGGUCUUUGUUGCAGCACUUGUAAUGUCAGUGAGCUUGGAAUAUCAAGAGGGCUGAACAUGGUUAACUGGUUAGGAAAAUACUUACUUUAUUGAACUCUUCAACUAGUUAGUGAUGCAACAAGAUGAAUCGUCGCUGGUAUCUGCAUCACUUUCUUGCACACUGCCUUGUGGAUGACUGCUUCUGCGUAAGGUCAACUGUCCUCAUGAAGUUUGCUAUGCUUCUGGUAUUUACUGUAUUAAUUACUUGGAGUAGAGUCUGUCAGGGCAGUGGAAUCCUAAAACAUAGCUAAUAAGAGUGUGUGUG